ACUGGAUAUGGAACCUUUCUCUCAAGAUGUCACCCUUACUUCAAGAAUUAAUUUGCAGAGAAGUCUAUCAAGAAAAGGGUCACAAACAGGAGCCGAGAGAAAGAUGAAUUCAAAUUGUGUUAUGAAUGAUGGCGAAAGAGAUGCUAUCCCCUCGCCUAAAGCUUGUUCGAUGGCUGGUACCAUGCUAGAAAAGAUGGUUAUAGUCGAUCAGACCACCGACCACAUCACUAAACCACAAGCCCAGCAUCAAAUUGCCAUAAUGACCAGUGGCUCCACCACCACAAUCGAAGCAGCUGGAACACCAACCAAAUUCAGUCUGUCUGUGAAGAGAUCAAGCAGUUUUAAGCAAUCAUCCCUUCUCAACCCUCCAAGAAUCCUCUUCUUCUUUGCCACCUUAUCAAUCUUGGGAACCAUCAUACUUAUUUGCCUCACCCUUUCCAUGGAGAUGACAACUCGGACGCAACUAGCCUAACUUAGCAUCAAUAAUGUGUAUGGGUGCGUGGCAACUAUUUAGCUUUUAAUCUCUAGGCGGCCUUUGUUUAUAGAAAAGAAGACAA
This is a messenger RNA of Cynara cardunculus var. scolymus (artichoke), 557 nucleotides long. RefSeq lists its product as uncharacterized. The transcript has 4 exons. The coding region runs from base 8 to 472 and encodes 154 amino acids. Lineage: Eukaryota; Viridiplantae; Streptophyta; Magnoliopsida; Asterales; Asteraceae. The record is from RefSeq and is a predicted model, not a curated record.